This is a messenger RNA of Blastomyces dermatitidis ER-3, 1185 nucleotides long. RefSeq lists its product as uncharacterized. The coding region runs from base 125 to 814 and encodes 229 amino acids. Gene Ontology annotation, molecular function: acyltransferase activity, transferring groups other than amino-acyl groups. The record is from RefSeq and is a predicted model, not a curated record. The transcript is spliced from 2 exons. NCBI's taxonomy places the organism in Eukaryota, Fungi, Ascomycota, Eurotiomycetes, Onygenales, Ajellomycetaceae.
UUUCAAUAUCUUCGGUGGUAAAUUCGGACCCAUACGGAGUAAAUAAAGUCUAAUCACAUAUUAAUUUCUUUUUUCAAGAAAGUACCAAUUAAAUCCCGCAACAGGGGAAUACCAAACAACAAAAAUGGGUCUAAUCGCUCUUCCCGCCACGAUCUCCGACAUCACCUCAGUCUACGAUGUCUACUUUGCCGCGUUCAAGGACGACAUCAUCAUCGAAAUCCUGUACCCGCGUGGCGUGGACGCCGAGCUGCGCAAGGAACAUACAGCCAAAACAUUACAAUGGUGGCACGGCCUCACAGUGACACAUACAUUGAAAUGUGUAGAUACCGACACUGGCAAAAUUGUCGGCAUGGCAGUUUGGGAUGUAUACUGGCGGGGGAAAACCGAUGAGGAGCGGAAGAAGCCAACCAUCCCGUGGCUAGAGGGGGCAGAGAAGGAGAGGGCCGAAGCAUUCCUUGGGGCUUUGUGGGAAAUGAGGGAAAAGUGGUUGGGCGGGAGGAGACAUGUUUACUGCGCCCUCCUCGCAGUGCACCCAGAGCACCAACAUCGCGGCAUCGGGAAGCUGCUGAUGGACUGGGGCCUGGACAUCGGCGAGAAGCUGCAGUUGCCAGUGUACCUCGAAUCCACUAAGGCCGGAGUGCCAUUGUAUACGAAGCUUGGGUUUGAGAGGCUGUCUAAGGGCGCCCUGUUGAAGGCGGAAGUGACUCACUUUGCCUCCGAUAUCGAGGCUCCCCUGAUGGCCAAGAUGCCGUCAGCGGCCCGAGGGAUGAUGUUUGAAGAAUGGGCGCAAAAAGGAUACCCGCCGUUCGGCUGAGUGUCGAGGCUCUAUUUGGCUUUUUGGUGUGGCUUAUUUUAGUUUACCAAGAGUGCAAGCUAGCGGGGGUUCUAAGGGACAAGCAGAUCCGGUGGUUCAUUUGUAUAUAUUAUUUUAACCGUAGAGUAUCAUGAUACUUGGCAUGGAUUCAUACACGGAUUGUAUGGAACAAGUACAGGCCCUUUUAUCGCUGUAGUCUCUCGGUUGCGGCCCACUAUGAUUGGGUCAGGUGGCGGAGGAAAACUACUGUAACUACUAUACAAUGGAAAUGCCUCAACUUUAACUUUUACCACGCGAGAAGGGCAAAAGGAAUUUCCCCUGCACUCUCACGCAAGGAAGCAAGGAUUUCCAGCCCCAAAGGAAAGGCGGUC